Microcebus murinus (gray mouse lemur) is the source of this 1243-nucleotide messenger RNA. Lineage: Eukaryota; Metazoa; Chordata; Mammalia; Primates; Cheirogaleidae. The record is from RefSeq and is a predicted model, not a curated record.
CACAGUGAGGGCAGCCUGACACCUAGUGGCCAGAAGUCGCAACUGCGGCAUGCCGCUUGUCUGGAGAGGGUCGCCCCAGCAGUCUGGACAAAUCGGCAGUCUUCCCCGCCCCAGCCUCCAGGGAUCCGGGCAGAGAGGGCUGGGACUGUCUGAGGGAGGACUGUGACAGCCGCUCGGCCGCAGGAGCCCAGCAGCUGGCUGUGAGGAGAGGUGGUGAUGAGUUGCCCAGCAGUUCCUAAGCACCCACUCCUGCGGGGCGCGGACAGGCAGAACGGCCGGGAGAGGUGGCCUACAGGGCGGACAGACAGACAGCAGGGAGGGCCAGCAUGGCCCUACUGCUGCACCCCGCCCUGCCGCUGCUCCUGGGCGCCACGCUGACCUUCCGGGCACUCCGGCACGGGCUCUGUCGCCUGCCCCUACCCGCGCACGUGCGCACCGACCCCCUACGCACCUGGCGCUGGCACAAUCUGCUAGUCUCCUUCGCCCACUCCAUUGUAUCAGGGACCUGGGCGCUGCUGUGUAUAUGGCAGACCCCCGAGAUGCUGGUGGAGAUUGAGACUGCAUGGUCGCUUUCUGGCUAUUUGCUUGUUUGCUUCUCUGCAGGUUAUUUCAUCCACGACACGGUGGAUAUCGUGGUUAGUCGUCAGUCUCGAGCUUCUUGGGAAUACCUUGUCCAUCACGUCAUGGCCAUGGGCGCCUUCUUCUCAGGCAUCUUUUGGGGGAGCUUUGUUGGUGGGGGCGUCCUAACACUACUGGUGGAGGUCAGCAACAUCUUCCUCACCAUCCGCAUGAUGAUGAAAAUCAACAAUGCCCAGGAUCUCCUCCUCUACAAAGUCAACAAGUAUGUCAACCUGGUCAUGUACUUUCUCUUCCGGCUGGCCCCUCAGGCCUACCUCACCUAUUUCUUCUUGCAAUAUGUGGGCCAGAGGACCCUGGGCACUUUUUUGCUGGGUAUCCUCCUCCUACUGGACGUGAUGAUCCUCAUCUACUUUUCCCGACUUCUCCGUUCGGACUUCUGUCCUGAGCGUGUCCCCAACCGGCAACACAAAGACAAAUUCUUGACUGAGUGAAAGAUACAGAGCCUGGGACUUGUGGCAACGACAGCAAACACAGCCAAGAACAGAAACAGCCUAAUAUAAGCUGGGACUUAGCCCCAAGCCUGGGCGUCCUCUGGGGCCAGCCUCUCCACCUUCAAAGCCCGCAUCCACCCUAUUGAAAACACUAAUGAAAGCACUCCUCUGAA